AUGGCUGAACGGCUAAAGGUCGAGCAAGCGGUGGCCAUCAAAGGCUUCUUUCCUGGCCAAUGUCUCCAUAGACCUGCCCGGGUCCAGUUUCCCCGUCCGGUGAUCAACAUUUCUUGCGGGAGCCACCACAACCUAGCCGUCAACAACCAAGGCAAAACCUACCGCUGGGGCCUUGGUCAGAGCAACGAGCUCAGCCAGGGAAAAGAAGAUGAUGGAAAAGAGAUUGAGCUUUCUUAUACCCCCAAAAUCCUUACCAGCAAGGGCUCUGAGCCCGGAUCGCUGAAAUCCAUCAGAUGCGUCGCCGGCGUUACUCAUUCUCUAUUGAUAGCCGCAGCCAUUCCACCUACUGCUGAGAAUAAGGGGACCUUCUGA
This is a messenger RNA of Puccinia triticina, 372 nucleotides long. RefSeq lists its product as uncharacterized. The coding region runs from base 1 to 372 and encodes 123 amino acids. NCBI's taxonomy places the organism in Eukaryota, Fungi, Basidiomycota, Pucciniomycetes, Pucciniales, Pucciniaceae. The record is from RefSeq and is a predicted model, not a curated record. The transcript has a single exon.